Molecule: messenger RNA, 5185 nt
Organism: Anopheles merus
Lineage: Eukaryota; Metazoa; Arthropoda; Insecta; Diptera; Culicidae
Gene: Reph
Product: proton channel OtopLc
Exons: 5
Coding region: 2297-4150 (617 amino acids)
Source: RefSeq, a predicted model, not a curated record
CGAAGAGUGCCGGAGUGGUGCACCGAACCCGACCACGGUGAGUGACCGAUAAAAAUGUUGAAUGAGCAAGGACAAAACGGACGAGCGUAGAGAAAGCGGACAAACACACACACGCACAUACUCAUGAAACUCGAUAAAAAGGAGUAAAAAAAAACGGAAACGCCAAAAGCUAACCGUACCAGAAUGAGAGUGUAUAUCUCGCCGCGUAUCUCUCAGGAGCUGUUUGGGGGGAUGGUGGGAGCUGUCGUGUAAUGGUAGCGGAUAGAAAUAAAUGGUGGAAAAGAGAGAGAUGGAGAGAAAGAGAGAGAUGGAGAAAAAGAGAGAGAGAGAGAGAGAGAGCGAGCCUCCCUCAGUAAAUGGAUAGAGGGACGUAGUAGUCGUCGUCGUACGUCGUUUUGGUAGCAGCAAUUGACGACAAUGAUUUGGGUGUUCGUCCUUCCAGUAUGGUCCGGACCGUUCAACGGGAAAGCAUCCCCGGAACGGAAGAAACUUAAAGCUUUUUAUUAAGAUCAACACAAUAUAGAAAUUAAAAAAUAGGCCCCGUUUUUUCUCUGUGGAAGACUCUGUGUCUGUGUUCUGUUCCCGUGUUGCACAAAAACAGAAGAGACAGAAUUCUUGAUCGUUUAUUUCGCUUACCCAGUGCGGCGGCGAGCGCGUGCAGUGUGCAAGCGGGUUUGUAGCACCAAGAAAUCCGGUUGCUAUAAAGGAAAACCCUGACAUACACACACACACAUAAGAACGGGAGGGUGAGAGGACCCUUUUGUACAAUCGUGCUGGGUAGAAUAUCGAUGGCAUCAACUCGACUCGGCUGGUUUCUGCCUUCAUCGCUCGCUGGGCCCGGUGGCUCCGUGGGCUCGCGUACGCUGUCAGUCGUGUGCCGAGAACUCGUGCAGUGCGGUGUGCUCGUGUAGAGGGAACCUACCUAUUGCUCAGACUCAGCCGUUUGCACACCAACCGCCCGUCUGUCCUGCCAGGUUUGCCAGGUGUGCCGGGACAGGAAACCAUUCUCUAGACCGCGCGUAGAGAGUGCAACCUGGCGAAAGAUAUGUGUGUAUGCAUGUGUGUGUGUGCGUCUCGUAAAGUAUGCUGACUAGUAGCUGACGCUGCUGCAACACUGGCCCUAUACCGAGUGCCUUAGCGUGUGCGUUGGUGGCGUGUUAUCAUCCUCCACAGAAGUUCCUAAGCGUAGCAGAGUGAGCAGCAAAUUUCCGAUCGAUGUCGAAUUUCAUUCCUGCCUCAGGCACUCCCCCAGGCCCUAUACUACCCGCUUUUUUCCGGGAUUAUUGUGUAUGAUUACUCGGUGUGUGUGCGGCUGGCUGCGGAGGUCAUCCAGUGUGAGUUGAUGAUCGAAAGCGAAAGUGUCAAAUCCGCCGCCGAGAGAUGUACGCAGAAGAAUCGUCGUGUUCUAGGUUUGUACGAGCAUGAGCGAUAGAGAGAGAGAGAGAGAGAGAGAGAGAGAGAGAAAGAGAGAGAGAACGUGUUGUAGAAGUUCGUAAUGCAUGUGUGAGAAAAAGAGCACGAACACGAGCGAUACAUACUAACAUCAGGACACAUUACCGUUGGUGAGCCAAAGGAACCGUGCUUUCCAUCCCUCAAACCGGGUCUGGAGGAAGAUGUCGUUUGGAAGUUUUUGAAGAAACCAUCACCAUUUGCGGUCGAUUCGAGAGCCCGAGAACGAUGGGGGCACGAUAUUUAACUCUGAGUGAAUAUCCGGAAAAUUGAAGCGUAAAGUCUAUUACAACCGUGCUGUUAAGGGCUUUACUCUGCGGCGUAUCCUGCUACAAUGUGUGUCAGCUGUGACUUUGCUGUCUAGUGUGUGCAAUUCUCCUUGCUCCAGGAAGUGUGUGUGUGUGUGUGAGUAGGUGCGCAAUUCCUGCGUAGGGAUUACUUUGUAAGAAUUGGAAAGGAUCGGCCAGCAAUAGUACAAACCGUGCUCUCUAGUGUAUAUUUGGUGAUGAUGGACAAAGAAAAAGAGAAUGCUAGAGAAUAGCACGGUACUACUACUACUGCUACACAUACACUCCCGAGAAUCACCUUCCCGUGUUGCUCGCGGUUCAGGAAAAUCGAAGAGCGUGUUUGGUGACUGGUGAGCGUGCAGUGAGAACAAACUCCUACUAUUCUUUGUUGUUUGCCGAAGGUGACUUUGGAAGUGUCGAGUGGUCUGUGCCUGUGUGUGUUUGUGAGUGUGUGUGUAUAGCACACAUAUACACAUACCGGUGUUUUACUCCAUCCAGCCUUCCGGCCCCGAAACUACUUGCUCCUGAGGGGGUAGCCGAAGCAAAUUUGUGGUUGCAAAAUGCCUGGCCUGUUCCCAUCGCGGAGGAUUGACGGUCACGACUCGGGCACCGAGUCGGACGGUGACCUGGAGCAGGAAGACGACCUGAUACAGGAGCACGAGAUGGAGCUAAGUUUAAGUUCCCGGCAGGACACGGUUUCGCCGACCGAUACGGCCUGCUCGUCCGAAUCGCCCGCCUUUCUCGGGCCGCCCUCCUCCUCCUCCCACCUGCUGGCAUACGAUCAGAACAGCUCGGAGGAGGAGCUGGAGGUGAUCAAUGGAGGUGGCGGGUCCGCGGGCUGCGAUCUCGUCGAGGUGGGCAGCGUGAGCGGUGUGCCGAGCCGGCUGAGCGGGCUGAGCGGGCUGCCCAUCCUAAGCAACCCCCACACGGACGAGGAGACUGAGGAAGAGGAGGAGGAGGAGGAGGAAGAAGAUGAUGUGACCGAAGGUAUCGUGGACGAGGUGGAGGACGAGGAGGAGGAGGAGGAUUACGUGGCGACACCUGGAGCAGCACCGACGGGAACAACGGCAGCAGCGACAAUCAGCGAAAGUACGGCGGGCCAGUGCGGUGGCCCCGGCGCCAUGGACACGAGCGGCAGUAUUGUGCGGGGCCGGGAGUUCAUGGUGAUCGGGGCGUGCGGCGCUGACGAAGACGACGGUGAGGCGGAGCCGCUGGACGAUUUUGCCGAGGAGCUGUCGAGUCUGACGGCGAUCCCCCAGACGGCGGCGGCGGCAGCGACGACAGUAGUGCCGCUUGCACCGGCACCGUUAGCGACCAAACUGAUCUCAUCGGCGGCGACCGCCGGCAAGCGGUUGGGAAGUGUGAGCAGCUUGCUGGAGAAGCGCAAACGUUCCCUGGCGCACAAUUCGGAUGAUGAGGUACGCUAUCUGCUGGAACAGCAACAACCACCGAACCAGCAGCAGCAGCAGCACCAACAACCGACCCAUCAUCAUCAUCAUCCACUCGCGCAUCAAUAUCAUCAUACGUUGCGCCACCAUCACCACCACCACCACCACCUGCAGCACCAACAGCAGCAGGAGGAGCUCCAGCCGGAGGAGGCGGCGCCCCUGUCGGCGCCGGUCAACUUCCGCACAUCGCCACCACUAGAAGCUUUAAAACCACACCGUGGCCAUAUACUGCAGCGCUCGACGACCCCGCUAGUGCUGGGCGAGGGGUGCGGUGCGGCCGGUGUUGCUCCGACCGCUCCGAGCGGGCUUCGGCCAUCGUCCGGGUCGUCGCUGUCGUCGCUCGGCGGUGGCACCACCGGCAUUAGCGGUUUCUACGGCACCGGUAGCAACAGUAGCUGCAGCGGUAGCAACACUAGUACGACCGUAGGAAGUUGCGUUGGUGGUGGUGGUGGUGCCGGUGGCCUUCGAUUCGGUCUCGGCCGACGCCCCAUUGGCUGUGAUAGUCCAUUGACUGCGGUGUGCCAUCGCAACAGCACCAAUCCGCCACCACACCACGGCGGUGGCACCGGCAGCCUUGGAUCCGGGCUUAGUACAACAACCACUCGAACGUCAUCAUCAUCAUCAUCAUCGGCGGCGGCGUCCCUGUCGUCAGCACCGGCCUCGCUGGUACGGCUCGGGGCAGGCAGCAGCCCGGAACCGGCCGGCGGUGGCGGCGGCAGUAUCACCACCACCACCCCCCUAGUAACUAGUAUGGACGUGAGCCGGUCCGUUAGUCCACCGGCGAAGAUGUUCCACUGUGCCGUGUCGCCGCGCCGGCGGCAGCCCCGCCACCAGCAGCAGCGGCUGCAGCGUCCCCACAGGCCCUGCCUAGACUUUGACAAGAUGCAACAGCUGAAGGCACGCUCCGUCACCACCUGGCGGCACAGCAACGAGCACUCGGGCGAGCUGUCCGUCUUCUGCUGGUGAUGAUGAGUGAAGGACAGUCUCCGCCGGGCGUGGCCGUCAGCCGCCAGCGUUGCCGCCGCCAUCACCCUGAUGGCGGUGGACUGUCUGUGCCGUGGGCUGUCUGUGCCACCAGCAGGAGGAGUUGUCAAAGCGGAAAGCGGAACAACACGCUCGCGUGUUUGCAUCGAACCGACCCGACGUGGGCUCGGCGAUGGUUUUAUUACUGGAGGAGGACGGGCGGUGCUGUCCAAUCCUGUGGCUGUGGCUGUGGUGUGUUUCCUGUAGUUUCCGGCCGCCUUUAGCGACGGCACUCGCUGCCACGAUGACGACGAGUUUGCGGCACGCGCGAAACGGCAGCGUCAGGUCGCUGCGUAUGGGGGUAUUUUAUUUGUUAGUGAGCGUGAUAGUACAAGCGUUUCUUUGUUUCAAUUUUGUACUUGGAAAGGAGUAGACAAAAGAAUUAGCUCCGUUGAUUUGUCCCCUUGGCUGCGUGCGGCUCAAACAGUUUUAGAUAUUAGUUUAGAAGGAGCAGGCCCCAAACACGGCCGGGCAAACCGUGUUCUUCUUCGACGAAUCGUCUCACACACACACAGCGUGCGAUAUGUAUUUGUGUGUGUGUGUGUAAGUGCACAUUAAGCGAUACUGUGUUUGUGUGUGUGUUUUAUUUGCUUGUUUUUUUAAACUAUCUUUACACUUAAUGACAUUUUCAAAGCAAUUUUGUGAUUUUAAUCGUUAGCAAUAUCGUGUAUUAAGUUUGAUCGUUUGAUAGAUGUACUUUCCAAAUUUCCUCUCAGUUUGGACGUAGGCCUGUGCGGCGCUAUGACGCCCUGUUUUUCGUUCUUCCUAUUCUGCAACAGUUGUGCGGGAAGCAUCGUAAGGAACUAGCGUUACUACUGUGUGUGCGUGUUUGUUCCGAUUUUUUGGAAGAGUCAAUCUGAAAACUAACUGGAUUCAAUCAAACCAGUGUACCAGGACGGAGAUUAGGACGAUAGACACAGCGAAAGAGAGAGUGAGAGAGCGAGCUAGUUCUUCUCAGGGACAUACACAUACGAAACA